Megalobrama amblycephala (Wuchang bream) is the source of this 2435-nucleotide messenger RNA. RefSeq names its product growth hormone releasing hormone receptor 2 (gene ghrhr2). The transcript is spliced from 13 exons. NCBI's taxonomy places the organism in Eukaryota, Metazoa, Chordata, Actinopteri, Cypriniformes, Xenocyprididae. Gene Ontology annotation, cellular component: plasma membrane. Gene Ontology annotation, biological process: cell surface receptor signaling pathway; adenylate cyclase-modulating G protein-coupled receptor signaling pathway. Bases 228 to 1478 code for a protein of 416 amino acids. Gene Ontology annotation, molecular function: peptide hormone binding; G protein-coupled peptide receptor activity. The record is from RefSeq and is a predicted model, not a curated record.
UGUACACCCUAAAAAAGUGGGCUGUGCCAUCUGGGUAUAUCUCACCAUCUGCUGCAUGAAAUAGGUUGGAGAGAUAGAUGAGAAUUACUGUGAAUGAGCACUGGGAUAUGUGUGUACUGACAAAAACAGCAGGCAAUCGAGCUACACUUUAUGUUGGUCAACAUAACUGACCUAGUUACUUUAGACCAAGAAUUAUUUACAUCGGUGACUUGAGUAGAAUAAACAUCAUGGACCUUAAUCAUGGUUUUAUCAUCUGGACUCUUUUAGUUACAUGUGAAGGGGUGAAGACAGUUCAUCCUGAAUGUUCUAUAGUGUUGCAUCUGCAAAAGAAAGAAGCUGAAUGUCGGCUCAAAAUCGGUUUAACACAGUCUUUGUUAAACUUUAACGCUACAGAUACAGGUUGUCUGGCUGAGUGGGAUGGUGUGAAUUGCUGGCCUGCAGUCAGUGUAGGAGAGAGAUUCUCAGUGUCUUGCCCACCUCCUCUCAUAAACUCCCAUGAGCUGAUCACUCGCACCUGCACUACUGAGGGAUGGAGUAGGCUAAGUGUGCCCUAUUACAGUGCUUGCUUUCAGGACAACAGCACAGAGCAGGAGGACACUGGACACAGACGAGAGUACUUUGCCAUGGUGAAGUUGAUAUACACUGUUGGGUAUGGCGUGUCCAUUGGCUCUCUCUGUAUUGCAGUCCUCAUCUUCUGCAUCUUUAGAAAGCUUCUGUGUACACGGACCUACAUCCACCUCAACCUCUUCUCCACAUUCAUCCUGAGGGCUUUGGCUGUAUUUGUGAAAGAUGCUGUGCUAUUCGCCGAUAAGACAAUCAAUCAUUGCACAGUCUCCACUGUUUUGUGCAAGGCUGUGGUGACGUUCUUCCAGUACUGUGUGUUAUCAAAUUUCUACUGGCUGCUCAUUGAGGGACUUUAUCUCCAGACACUGCUAGUGUUCACCUUUGCCCAAAGGAGAACAUUCUUCUGGUGGUAUACUCUUAUUGGUUGGGGGACUCCAUCUGUCGCCGUAUCCAUCUGGAUGUUCCUCAAGCAUAAAUAUGACAAUCAUGGGUGCUGGGAUGACCUGGACAGUGGCUACUGGUGGAUCAUCAAAAUUCCCAUUUUGCUUUCUGUAUUUGUGAACUUUCUGGUGUUUGUUAAUAUAAGCAGGAUGAUAGUUGUGAAGACAAAAACCCCAGUAUCAAAUGGAGGAGACAGGCGGCUUUACAGUCGACUGGCUAAGUCAACUCUUCUGCUCAUCCCUCUUUUUGGAGUGCAUUACAUCGUAUUUGCUCUGUUUCCGGAGCAUGUGGGACUAGAGGCGAGACUCUUCUUUGAACUCGUGCUAGGUUCCUUCCAGGGUUUCAUUGUGGCAUUGUUAUACUGCUUCUUGAACAGUGAGGUCCAGAAUGAAAUAAGGAAAGAGAUUGAGAAAUACAAGUCCCGAACGGACAACAACACUUUCCAAAUGGCAACGCAAGACUUUACUGCAUAAACUUGAGGACAUUUUGUAACGACUGCACUUCAGCUUGCUCUGUCAUGUUAUGUUAUACCACUGUCAUGAUAACUGCAUAAAUGUUUUUCCACACAUCUCAUAUGAGUUUUGUAAAAGUAAGGUGUUUGAUGAACAUAGCAUUGUCCAAAAUGUCUUGGUAUGCUAAAGCAUUCAAAUUUCACUCUUCACUGGAAGAAACCAAACUUUACAGUUGGCACAAUGCAGUCAGGCAGGUAACAUUCUCCUGGCAUCUGCCAAACCCAGAAUCACCCAUCAGACUGCAAAACAGAGAAGCUUGAUUCCUCACUCCACAAAACAUAUUUCUACUGCUUCAGAGUCCAGUGCUUUACAGUACACCACUCCAUCUGACGCUUGGGAUUGUACUUGUUGAUAUGAGGCUUCUAUGCAGCUGCUCGGCCAAGGAAACCCAUUCCAUGAACCUCCGACUGCACAGGUUUUGUGCUGAUAUUAAUGUCAGUGGAAGUUAGGAACUCGACAGCUAUGGGUUCAGCACAGCAUUGGCGACUUUUAAGCACCAUGUGCCUCAAUACUCAGUGACCAAACCCUAUGACUUUGUGGCUGAGAUCUGCUGUUCCUAAACGCUUACACUUCAAUAAUUCAAUAAUACCACUUACAGUUGACCAUGGAAUAUCUAGCAGGGAUGAAAUUUGACUUAUUGCAAAGGUGGCAUCCUAUCACAGUACCAGGCUUGAAUUAUCUUCAGAAUGACCCAUUUUUCACAAAUGUUUGUAAAUGCAGACUGCAUGGCUAGGUGCUUUGCUUGUAGGGCAUGUUUACGCAACAGCUAUGUACUUAAAAUGAGAAUAGUUUUUCCUUUAACCUUUUUCGCGUACAUACGUCAGCAUUGUCAAAAUGAUCCCCAUUCACAUGGAUCAGCGAAAACAAUUAAAAACACUGUAUUAUGCAUGCCAGGCCAAUAGAUGGGGAUGUCACUUU